Molecule: messenger RNA, 1412 nt
Organism: Gilbertella persicaria
Lineage: Eukaryota; Fungi; Mucoromycota; Mucoromycetes; Mucorales; Choanephoraceae
Product: WD domain-containing protein
Exons: 8
Coding region: 28-1383 (451 amino acids)
Cellular component (GO): Set1C/COMPASS complex
Molecular function (GO): protein binding
Source: RefSeq, a predicted model, not a curated record
UUACAAAGAUCGUUUUCUUUCUAAAAUAUGAAUCUUGAAUUAUUAGAUCCUUGGGAGCAGGAAUAUCCUCAGAUUAUUGAAGAAACACUUGAAGACGGCUAUGUCCUCAACUGUAAAUUCAAUCGACGUGGUACUCUAUUAGCAGCUGGCUGUUUAGAUGGGCGCUGUGUUGUUUGGGAUUUUGAUACAAAAGGUGUUUCGCGUAAUUUGAUCGGACAUGUUAAGCCAGUAGCAAAUAUAAGUUGGUCUCACAAUGGACGUUUUCUCUUAUCUGCAUCAAAAGAUUGGACUUGUAUCUAUUGGGAUCUCGUCCAUGGCACGAAAAAGACAAAGAUUCGAUUUGACACACCACUUAUGAUGGCCCAUAUGCAUCCAAAGAACAAUAAGCGUUUUGUAGCAGCCUUGUUUCAAGAAAAUCCAGUGAUAGUAGACAUUGAAAAUGAUACAUUUACCAAGAUAGAUUUACCAACAGAAGUAGAAGAUGACCCUAAUACAAAAAUAUCAUUUUAUGUGACAGCAGUCAUAUGGAAUAAAACAGGCAACCGAAUAUAUACAGGAACAUCAAAGGGUCAUUUGAAUAUCAUUGACGUAGAAUCUAACAAGAUUGUCUAUAGUACACGCAUUGCCAAUACAACAAUAAAGAAUAUUCAACUAAGCAGAAAUGGACGUGAUAUGCUGAUUAAUGCCAAUGAUCGCGUUAUACGGUAUUAUCGAAUAGAUGAAAAAGAAGGUAUUCCUGAGUUAUGUAACAAGUUUCAAGACUUGGUCAAUCGCAUUCAAUGGAGUCAGAGCUGCUUUAGUGCUGAUGGCGAAUUUGUGAUUGGUGGUUCAGGGCAUAGAGCAGAACACAAUAUAUACAUUUGGGAUAAGAAUAUGGGCAAUUUAGUCAAGAUAUUAGAAGGACCUAAAGAGCCAUUAGACGAUAUUGCUUGGCACCCUGUUAGACCUAUCAUUGGCUCUGUUAGUAGUUUUGGUAACAUUUAUAUCUGGACAUCCAAGCAUGAAGAAAAUUGGAGUGCAUUUGCACCUGAUUUUAUUGAGUUAGAGGAGAAUCUAGAGUAUGAAGAGAAAGAAGACGAGUUUGAUGUAGUCCCAGAAGAUGAGAAAUCCAUGCAAAAGCAAGUAGAUGAAGACAUUGCAGUAGAUGUGACUACAUGCGAAACAAUACAAGCAUUUAUUGAUUCAGAUCAAGAUGAAGACGAAGUAUUCUAUUUGUCUCCUUUACCCUUUGAAGAUGAAGACGAAGAUGGCCAUAAGGCUGCAAAUCUUAGUAGUGAUGAAGAGUUUGCCAAAAAAUCACUCAAAAAGAAGUUUCUUAAAAAGAAAAAGAAGGGUUCGCUUGAAGCAAUGGACGAUAGACCUAGAAAACUACUCAAGAAAUAAACAUAUGUGUGUUACAUACUGGCUUUAAA